Molecule: messenger RNA, 1136 nt
Organism: Gekko japonicus
Lineage: Eukaryota; Metazoa; Chordata; Lepidosauria; Squamata; Gekkonidae
Product: cytochrome c-type heme lyase
Exons: 7
Coding region: 103-906 (267 amino acids)
Biological process (GO): cytochrome c-heme linkage
Cellular component (GO): mitochondrion
Molecular function (GO): holocytochrome-c synthase activity
Source: RefSeq, a predicted model, not a curated record
CUCGCGAGAAGUGGCGCGCGGCCGUGUCCUAGCGAUCGGGCCCAAGGAGGCUGAGCUUGGAGAUGUCCUGUCCCCAGAUCUGAGUUGAAAGAAAAAUUGGCCAUGGGUCUCUCUGCAUCUUCUCCUUCGGCAGCAAUCCAAGCAGAUGUAUCUGAACAGCCUCAUACUGCUCCUUCGCAAUGUCCCAUGCACCAGAAGGAAGCGGAAGGUUGCCCCAUGCACGUGAACUCAGCUAGCGGUCCCGAUGAGAACCAGAAUGUGUCUGGCCCUGUGCAUCAAGAAAGAGCGUAUGAAUACGUUGAGUGUCCUGUGAAGUCACAGGUGCAUGAGAAGCUUGAUCCCAGAAACAUGAUGCCACCUCCUAAUCAGCUGCCAUCCCCUGGUCAACCAUUUUCACUCUCUUCCACAAGAGAAGAAUCUACUAUUCCUAGAGCUUUUGCUCAACAAAACUGGGUUUAUCCUUCAGAGCAAAUGUUUUGGAAUGCAAUGCUUAGGAAAGGAUGGAAAUGGAAAGAUGACGACUUAACACCUGUAGAUAUGGGUAAUAUCAUUAAGAUUCAUAAUCAGAAUAAUGAGCAGGCUUGGAAGGAAAUUCUGAAAUGGGAAGCACUACAUGCAAGGGAGUGCCCGUGUGGACCAACACUUGUUCGGUUUGGAGGUAAAGCUAAGGAAUAUUCACCAAGAGCCAGAAUACGAUCCUGGAUGGGGUAUGAAUUACCUUUUGAUAGGCAUGAUUGGAUUAUUGAACGCUGUGGAAAAGAAGUCAGAUACGUUAUUGAUUAUUAUGAUGGAGGAGAAGUAGAUAAGAACUAUCAGUUUACUAUUUUGGACGUUCGCCCUGCUUUUGAUUCCCUGACUGCUGUGUGGGACAGGAUGAAGGUGGCUUGGUGGCGCUGGACUUCAUAACUAAGCUUCCACAGUAUGGAAAACAAUAUUAGAACUGUAUUAUUUGAAGUGGUAUUGAGACUUUGGACUUGAAUAAAAAUCCAUGGUGACUGCUGUUCUAUAUAAUAGCAUUGUACUAGCCACUGGGGGACAAACUGCAUUGCUUUAAUCGAGGCUUUAUUUAAGUAAUAUGGUGUGUGUGUGUUCUUCCCCCUCCUGCAAUGAAGAAGAAGAAGAGAUUGGAUUUAUAC